Molecule: messenger RNA, 966 nt
Organism: Leptosia nina
Lineage: Eukaryota; Metazoa; Arthropoda; Insecta; Lepidoptera; Pieridae
Source: the annotation of a GenBank genome assembly
AUGACAGUGUUGAGUAUGUUAAAGAAAACUGUUAACAAGAAGAUACCCGGAGUUUUGCCUCCGCCGCCAAAAAGUGAGAUAGAUGGUAAAAUAACGAAUUUGUCGAAUAAAACUUUACCAGAGCUACUUGAAUUGCUUGAGCGGCAACUAAAAUUACUGAACAAUAAGUCCUUUGUGAACAAAUUACCGGAUAACGGAGCUAAAAUCCAGUCUUUACAUGACAGAAUAUCCAUCGAAAUAAGAUCAAAACAGGAAGAGGAACAAACUUGUAAUUUAUUCAACAAUAUGAAAUUGGAAACAAUUGAUAAAAAUUGUGUCCAAGACGUUGAAUGGGAAGGGAAGGUAGCACAAAAUCACAACACAUAUCUAGACUCUGAUGAUGACAGUGAGCCUGAAGAUGUACUUCAUGUUUUAACCCAAAAACAGUCAGGGGAACGGAAAGUCAAGAUUCUGAAGUCAGAGAAACUAUUAGUAACACCACAAGAUCUUCUAGAUAUUGGUGAAAUACCCCAUAUCAAGUAUAUAGUGGAGAAAACUGAACACAACACUCACGCUAAAAGCACAGGAAAGUUUAAACCUUAUAAAACAACUACAUCUGAUGUGCACAAACCAGAAAAGGAAAUUCAAAGAAAAAAACAUAAACACUGGGAAGUAACUGCGGCUACUCCGCCCCCUAUACUGCAUGGGCCAGCAAAAAUUCUCACAAUAGAAGAAUCUCUUAGACUCCAACAAGAACAUAAUACACACUUGAAGAAAAUAGAAGCUCAACAUGCUGCAGAAAAAUUAUUAGCAAAGGCUGGAAUAAAGAUGCCUGAAUUGCCAGAAGAUACAAGUAAAUUUGGAAAUUACAGAUCUAAAGUUGACAAUGAUGACUCUGCCUCCGAAUCGGAUCCUGAAGGCAGCGAUAAGGAAGUACACGAUGAAGAGGACGAGAGAGGUGGAGUUAUAUUUACAGUCAUGAAAUGA